Ostreobium quekettii is the source of this 1029-nucleotide messenger RNA. The record is from the annotation of a GenBank genome assembly. Lineage: Eukaryota; Viridiplantae; Chlorophyta; Ulvophyceae; Bryopsidales; Ostreobiaceae.
AUGCUCCUGAGGAUGGAGCGCCACUUCAAAACCGAACAAGCCGCACGGAAAGAGGCUGAAGAAAUGCUGGAACAGGCCGCGCAGGCGGAAAUAGCCGCCAAAAAUCAAAUGGAAGAUGCGGCGCAGAAACACGCCGCAGAUGAAAAGCGUGUUCAGGACGAGCUGGAAGCCAUCCAGAAGGAAAGAAAGGGCCUGGAGACGAUGCGCCAGGAAUUCGAGAGCGAGGUGCAAGCCGCCCGCGUGGAAGUAAAGAAAGCGCAGGAGGCCUUGAAGACGGCAGAGGAGAGGGUGCGGGCGGACGAGCGCGUCCAGAAGGCGAAAAUGGAGGCUGAAUACCAGACCCGCAUAAUUGCACUGGGGUCGGAGCUCGAGCGGGUCCGAGAGGAGCUGGCCAUUCGAACGCAGAGCUUAGGAGACGAACUAGAAAGGUGGCGCAAGCAGGCGGAGCUGGCGGCCGUGGCCGUCAUCGAGGCCAAGGGCGAGGUGAUGGAGCGGCGGCGCGAGAUCGACGUCACCAAGGACCGCAUGGACCGCCUGGUGGACAAGCUGUACGCGGGCCGCGAGCACGGCAUCGUGCUGCACGGCGCCCUGCAGGCCGCCCAGAUGUACCACGGCCAGGCGCAGGCCCGCCUGCUGGCGUCCAUGCAGAAGAGCUACUACCACGGCGUGCAGGCGGGCCUGCCCUGGGGGGGCACCAUUGCCGGCGCCGGCGCCAAGCAGCUGCCGGCGCCGGCCCUCGAGGAGCAGGGCGGCGAGGCGAGGCGCUGGGGGAAGGGCAAGGCGGAGGGGCGGGGCCCCCGGGCCUUAGGGAACAGGCUGCCGCCGCUGUCCGCCAGGGGGCCUCAAGGCGGGGGCCUGCAGGGGGAGUACCCCGCCGUGCCUUCCCGGUAUGCGCAGCGCGCCACUGCGCAGGCCCAGGCGCAGGGUGCGCAGGCCAAGCGGCAGCAGCGGCUGGCGCGACAGCGGUCCAAGGACAGGUUCGCUGGCCAGCGGGACAGGGCGUUCGCGGUCAUGUCAAGGUGGGACUGA